AUGUUUGGUCUUUUCGAAUCGCUUCUUCCAAAAGAAUUCAAGGACACAACAAUCGAUAUAACUUCAGCGCUAUAUGAAAUCGGAUACACUACUAAAAUUAGUUUUGAAAUUACCAAUGAGGCUGGAGAGAAAAAGUGUCAAACCAAUGAAGCUUGGAUCGGGAGUAAAUAUGGCAUAUGGGCCAAUUUUAAAGGAGAUCUUGAAGUUGGGAAAGCGAUGUUGGACGGAAUUAAUGAAGAUUACUGCUGGGGAGAUAGUGUUAAAAGUAAGGCUUAUAUUACAGAAUUAUUGAGAGCUAUUGGUUAUCAACCACAUGGAGAAUUGUAUGCGAAGACAGUUGCUGAGUAUUUGCCUAAAAAGAAUACUAUAUCCUUGAUUUACAAUUUGUUAAGAAUGUAUUACGGGAAAAUGACUAAACAAAGUCAAGUACGAUCCGAAUGA
Molecule: messenger RNA, 441 nt
Organism: Scheffersomyces coipomensis
Lineage: Eukaryota; Fungi; Ascomycota; Pichiomycetes; Serinales; Debaryomycetaceae
Exons: 1
Coding region: 1-441 (146 amino acids)
Source: RefSeq, a predicted model, not a curated record